This is a messenger RNA of Sphenostylis stenocarpa, 735 nucleotides long. The record is from the annotation of a GenBank genome assembly. NCBI's taxonomy places the organism in Eukaryota, Viridiplantae, Streptophyta, Magnoliopsida, Fabales, Fabaceae.
AUGUAUCUUUUCAAGUUCAUUCCUGUUGUCGCCCUUUUAAAAUUUGCCGACCAUCACAUAUGCGACGACGACGCUCUAGGUGCGGCGGCGAAAGCACGUAAUAACACAGAGAGUUCGCCCACAGUUGUUCUACAAGACACCAGCAGGAUUGCUUCGUGUGGUGAUACCAAUAGUGAUAGGAAUAUGGAGGCAAAUGCAGCUUCACAUGAACAAGAAGAUCAAGAUGAAUAUGUUCUACUUGACCUGGAUGGUGUUUCUAACCUAAUUAACCUUCCACCAAAUGCCAACUAUGUUCUUACCGGCCUUGAUACAUUAAACCCAGGAUUGAUCAUUGAUGACAAAUUUAAGCUGUCUCGUGCGAAUCUGUUGAAGUUAUACAGAUUCGUGAAGAUUGGGGAAUAUGAGGAGACAAUUGGCACAUGUCUUGCUUUUACCGAACAAGGAUACUCUGACCUGACUCUGGUUGUUAAAGAGUCAAUAUACCCUGUGGUUCACGAAGAGACAGGAUCAUCUGAAGUGAACCUUUUCUCCGGAACAAGACUAAUUGAUUCAAGUCAACCUCCAACUAAACAAGUGAAACCCUUGUGUCAGCUUCACAAGUUUUACUUUGUUCAAGAAGGCACUGAUAAUGGUGAUAGUGCUAGAGACCUUGAGGGUAAUGUAGGUGAGACCAAAGGUAGUGGUGAUGGUACUGAUGAUACUGAAGGCAAUGUAGCUCCUGGGGAAGGUGCUUGA